This is a messenger RNA of Dermacentor andersoni, 2091 nucleotides long. Its product is annotated as glutathione S-transferase omega-1-like. Gene Ontology annotation, biological process: glutathione metabolic process. Gene Ontology annotation, cellular component: cytoplasm. The record is from RefSeq and is a predicted model, not a curated record. Gene Ontology annotation, molecular function: glutathione transferase activity; glutathione dehydrogenase (ascorbate) activity. NCBI's taxonomy places the organism in Eukaryota, Metazoa, Arthropoda, Arachnida, Ixodida, Ixodidae.
ACAACUCCUCGCGGCAACAGAUAAAGCGCAUACCGCGGCGGGGUCGUACGUAGUAGACAUACUUGGAGGCCACUUCGACAUCUAGGUAACGUUCUCAUGAGCAUUGUCUCUUGUCCUAAAAGGAACGCCUUUCAGCCGGCUUGGUUAUCGUGCCCCACUCGGAGUGUACCGCUUUGAGGGCAGAGUUUGGGCGCUUUUGUGAACGACGGUUAGGUCAGAGUGAACACGUUGUGUCGACAUGGACUCCUGGGCCCUUGCAUCUGGCUCGAAGUUCCCACCGCUUGUUCCAGGAAAACUUCGGCUCUACAGCAUGAGGUUCUGCCCCUAUGCGCAACGAGCCCUGCUCAUUCUGAGAGCAAAGUCUAUUGAUCAUGAAGUGGUCAACAUCAAUCUGGCGGACAGGCCGGAGUGGUGCAAGGAGGUGCUUCCUGCAGGGACCGUACCGGUGCUUUCUCAAGAUGACAAACUCAUUAGUGGCUCCAUGCCAAUUAUUGAGUACCUGGAGGAGGCAUACCCACAGACGAAGCCCAUGCUGCCUAGUGAUCCGUACCUGAAGGCACUGGAUAGGAGCUUCUUGGAUGCUGCUUUGCCCGCAAUCGAGCCGGUUGUCUCUGUCCUGAUGAGAAAAGGGACCACGGAGGAGAACUGGGCCAGCUUUCUCGAGAAGAUACCACGGUUUGAGAAGGAGCUGGUUAGGAGGAAGACCGCUUUCUUUCGCGGCCUUACACCGGGCUUUGUGGACUACGCCGUGUGGCCAGCUUUCGAGCUUGCUCGUGGCCUGUCCGCGGCUUACGCCGAGCUGGAGAUGCCCAGCUCCCAAGGUUUCCCGCAUUUUUCGAGCUGGUAUGAGAAAAUGCGCGAGGACGCGGUCGUGAGGACGAUCGUAAACGAGGAUCACACUGUGCUUUUCGUGCAGUCGUUCAAGAGCGGUCACAAGGACUUCAACGCCGGCCUGCAUUGAUGGAAUCUGUAUUUGAGAGCAAGGGUAAACAUUUUGCUAAGGGGUGGGGGAGGUUCGGUUACCUAAUAUUUACUGAUUAGUUUCGUGGCACACGUGCAUGUUUUCUCCACAUAAAGCAACGUUUCUUUCAUGUUUUCCUAACACCCUGUCGUGAGAACACGAGACGAGUGUGUUGCCAUCGCCAAUAUUUCUUGCGCUGUUCGAGAGCCUAUUCUCUGAAAAUUUUUACCGGAGAGCUGAGAGUGGCUAAUGAUAGUUCAAAUUAAAUUGUGGGGCUCGACGUGCCGAAACUGUACAAUCAUUUAUGAGGAACGCUAUUGUAAAGGGCUGUGUAUUAAUUUUGGGCCACCCGGGUUUUUUAGAUGUUGCUUAUAGUCAGCAUGCUAUCUUAGAUCGGACAAACAUCUGCUGUUAUAUGACCUGCGGUUUCUUCGUCUGACAAAAACGAAAUUAAAUUAAGAUGCGUGUUUUCCUCCCGUAACUUCAAACCUCCACCUAUUGUUACGCGCCCUUUAAACAUUGUUGCAAGCCCAUUGUGCCGUUGUCGCAAUGGUGACGUGAGCACGGCCUUAAUUGGUCGCGGCUAAUUCCACCAGUCUGAUUCUCACAACUUUCUGGCGUGUAAGUAUCUGCAUAAGCUACAUGCCUACAAGCUAGACUUACUGCCGUUUACUGUCGCCUAGAAAUAGAAAGUAUAUAGCAUGAGCAAUUGUUUAUAACUAUUAUAUAUAUCUAUAGAACACGUGCCUACCUAUCCAGAGAGUAAUCUUCAGAUGAUACGAACUGCAGAUUGCGAACACUCAAAUAAGGUCAGUAGCUAAGCAAAACAUAGCCACCUGCCUCUGCAUUGCAUUGAAUGUGGUCGUGAUGCAUUUUUUCUUUAAAGACUGCACCGUAAUGCCGAAAUAAACUGAGGAGCGCGCACGAGUGAUAUCUGAGGCCUUCCACACCCAAAACAGUGGCGAUGCAUGCGUAACGUUCCCUUACAUUUCACGUCUUCCGAAGGAGAUACAAUUCCUAUCGGGGUGAUUUCGAUCAUACUGUGUUGCUUCCACGCACGCUCGCUUUCCGUCUCCCCUGUUUUUCUUGCACAGCGGUAACGCUCUGCAUGCUGCUUGACAGAAUAAAGA